AUGUGCUUUGCUCCAUCGGGAACUCACUACGAGCUGAAGAUGUUGAACGCGGACUUCGUGGUGCAGAAGAUGAACUACGACUUCAUGAACGUGAACAAGUUCCCAAGGGGCAUGGAAAGAAGGGCACCAAUCGCCCUGUGUUCUGGAUGGAGCACCAUGGUGAACUAUGGAGCUUUUGGUGUUGGGCAAUCUUCGUAUGCCUCAACUGCAACCCCGGCAUCUUCCAGCCAGGGUGAAGGCACGUGGUAUCAAGAUGGCCGAGGAGGCUACACCUGGUGGGACUAUGAUGAGGAGACUGAGGAGUUCUACCACCAGGACGCUGCUGGAACCUAUUGGGCCCUCACGGACUGGGAUUCACGACAUCAGGAAUCCUACCUCACUGAGGAGCAGCAGAAAGAGCUCGACCAGGCCUAUGCCACCUACGAAGGGAAAUUCAGGAGCUUCACAGAAAGCCGCAACCUGAUGCACCAGAAGCAGUUGGGAAGAGGCUUCUUUCCAAAGGGCGGCAAGGGCAAGAAAGGAAAAGGAGGUGGCAAGUUCCGACCUACAACAUCGACCUCAUCGUCUUCGACUGGACGAGGAAAAGGGGCAGCCAUGUCCGCUGACGUGAUGGCUGCUGGAGUCGGAACACCGGGCUAUACAGGCUGCUUCAUUUGCGGCAGCCGAGAUCAUGAAUUUCGCCAAUGCCCUCGCAAAGGAGCAGGACGCAAGGGCAAGGGUGGCAACAUCUACGUCGUGACGGAAGUGGUUGGGAUCGUGCCGGAGCUGGUCGGCCAUGUCUCGCAGCCCGACUUAGAAGGGUACGCCGUUCUCGACACCGGCGCGACAGAGACAGUCACUUCGUUAGAAGCUUUAGAGUAUGUCAUGAAGAAACGUCGGGCCCUCUUCGGUGAUGAGUAUGUUGAAGUGAUUGAUGGUCCUCCCAAGUCCUUUCGAUUCGGAAACGGCCAAACCAUGCCAAACAAAAUCUUCGGAAAGCUUCGUUCUCAUUCCACAGCCAAGCUGAAGGAAAAGAACACGGGCCGAGCGCUGCAGCGGAAGGACGACAAACUCGACUACUCCCGGACCGUGCGCGCCGACCCUCGGGACCCACGCACAGUGGGCAGCCCCUGCUUUGGGAGCCACGAACCGGCAGCUCCAUUCCGAGGGAGUCCAACGGGCGAGAACGCGCACCAAGUGCAAGUUGAGACUGGAGUACACACCUGCAUUGCAUGGGGAGCUCAUGCUCUCACAAGGCAGGCCGGCGCAUUGCCGGUGGAUGUGGAGCGCCAGCUGGACAGCCUCAAGGAGAAGGCACCCUACAGCGACCUCCUGCGCAACCACGAGAUCGGCCUCGACGGAGCCGAGCGCAGCUGCCUGGAUCGCCUCGAGAAGAUUCGCCACCGCAAGAACUACAACAGGUCUUCACCAAGCACUCCAUCGACACGGGCCACGGACGAGACGACGGUGAGGACGGCCAGCGAAGGGUAUCGCAGUCCCUCGCAGCAGAUGCCUCUUCGGCCAAGAACGCCAGUGAUCGAUGUCGAGCAAGGAGAGGCGCAGUUCGCUGACGCCGGAGGAGCUGGAGGCCGCAGAGAGGGAGCGCAACCGAUCUCCUUCGACCCCGAGUUGGCUGGAUGUGGAAGAGGCGGAGCGGAAGACUCCGUGAACUAUGAGGAGAAGAACGACAUCGAGCCGGACUAUGAGCUCAUCAUGGCGGAUGAGACGGACGAGAACUACCACGACGACUUCACCAUCCUGCAUUUGAAGGAUGAGGAGAAGAACUAUAUGGUGAACCUCACGCAGGACCACUUCAUGGACCUCGAGGACGAGAUCUAUGCCUGCGGAGGACUUCGAGAAGAAGAUCGGCUCGACGUGCUGGAGCUUUGCUGCGAAGAGAACAGCCUCCUGGCGGACACCAUCAACAAGAUGGGUGGCAAAGCUGAAAGAGCCGGCCUAUUCAAUGGCUGCGACAUCUUGAAGGUUGAAGGCGGCAACAAAAGUCCCGACGCCUCAUCAAGCUGGGAAAUGAACUACAUGCUGAACGGUGGUCACGUGGCUUGGGAGUGGCCUCGCUACAACGAUGGAUGGUACUUUCCAGAGGUCCGCUCUUUCCUGGACUAUGAGGACCACAACUUUGAUGGCUGCAUGUUUGGCCUCCGUUCACUCGAAGGCUUCCACAAGAAGCCGUGGACUGUCCGCUCAAGCAGAAGUGGUGUCUUCGAGCUCAUGGAGCGGAAAUGCAAUGGAAGCCACACCCAUGUUCCUCUGGAAGGUGGCUGCAGGACGAAGAAGUCAGCUCUCUACACCACCUCCAUGUGUAGGACAGCAGCCAAGUGCAUCCUGGACAACCUGGACACCGCCUACGAUGUGUUCGGCGUUGAGACCAUCAAGAUCGACCGUGAGAGCCUCAAGACUAUGACAGCUCAGGAGCUGGAGAGACUCACGGUGACGGUGAUGAAACUACACCGGAGAUGUGGACACCCAAGCAACCGGGCUUUGGUGAGAACUUUGGCAGCCCGGAAUGCCGAUGGAAAGAUGCUGGCAAUUGCAGAGCAGCUCAAGCGCGAUGAAUGCCAAGAAGGCCAAUUCAGUCCACCAAUGGGCAACGUGUCCCUGGAGAAGGAGGAGAAGAUUUGGAACACGCUGCAGAUGGAUGUGAUGUUCUACAAGCACGGAACCAAUGUGCACCACUUCCUGAUCAUGCUCGACGAGGCCAGUGGAUUCUCCAUCUCGGCAGAGCUCAUGGUGCGCACCGAGGACCUGCAUGCCAACGUGGACACCCCCAGCGUGAUCGAGGCGCUGGAAGGCUCUUGGUUCCAGUACUUCGGCCAGCCAAGCCGCAUUCGCUGCAACUUAGAAGGUGCGUUCAGAGGCCGAGAUUUGGAGGCCUUUUGCGCUGAAAGAGGGAUUGAGCUUCUGCAAGUCCCAGCAGAACACCACCAAAGCACUGGGGACGUGGAGCGGCAGAUUGGCGAACUUCGCCACAAGGUUGAGUUGUUUUUGAGAAAUGAAGAUGUUCCACCUCGACGAGCCGUCUACAGCAUGACCAGUGCCCACAACAACAUGCGCCGCAUCGGUGGCUACUCACCAUCACAAUGGGCUUUCGGACGGCAGGUGGACAAUGCAGACAACGUGGCGAUGCACUCUUCAGAAGGAACCUCCGACACUGCCAUGUCCCAGAACCUGGAACUUCGCCUUCGAGCUGAGAAGAAGUACCUCGAGCUCCAGGCCAAGGCCAAGAUCAGCAGGGCGCUGAACUCCAAAACAAAGAUUUCCUCUCGGUUCUUGCCAGGAGACCUGGUCUACUACAAAAGGUACAAGGUGUCGCAGGACUUCCCCGCACAUAACCUGGUGGACCAGCCUCGCCUACGGAUCAGCCGCUGGUAUGGGCCGGGCAGAGUCCUGGCAACAGAAACCCGACUGCAGGAGCAAGGCACUCGUCGUGUGGCAGCUUCCACCAUCUGGGUGGUGUCCCAAGGACGAUUGAAGAAGUUCCAUGUAGACCAACUUCGCCACACCAAUGAAAGAGAGCGACUGACCUGCAGCGACACUUCCAUGGACGCUGACGGCAAUUGA
Molecule: messenger RNA, 3558 nt
Organism: Durusdinium trenchii
Lineage: Eukaryota; Dinophyceae; Suessiales; Symbiodiniaceae
Source: the annotation of a GenBank genome assembly